Colletotrichum phormii is the source of this 2103-nucleotide messenger RNA. RefSeq lists its product as uncharacterized. NCBI's taxonomy places the organism in Eukaryota, Fungi, Ascomycota, Sordariomycetes, Glomerellales, Glomerellaceae. The transcript has 5 exons. Gene Ontology annotation, cellular component: membrane. The record is from RefSeq and is a predicted model, not a curated record. The coding region runs from base 1 to 2103 and encodes 700 amino acids.
AUGCGUGAUGGCGUCAGGCUGAAGGAUGGAACAUGGGCCGAGGGGGAGUGCCGUUUUGAGGCCCUCUCUACCCUCCGUCGUUUGAGGCUGACCUCGCCAGAGUUAUCAGACGCAGGUGACAGGCUUGUCAUUCUGCUCCUGACCGCAACUUGUGACGUGCGCGAGAAUUGGUGGAAGGGUGUGGUAUCUGGGUACUUGAUUUGGUACAAUGGUAGGGCAGAGACGACGGUGCGCAAAAUAGCAGCGACCAGACGAGCUAUUGACCUCCCGUUCGGAUACCUUAGCAUGCUCAAUUACCUUACGGACAAUGGUGUGGGAGCGAUAGCGAUGGAGAGGCUGCGUAAGACCGAGGAGAGUGGGGGAAAAGAUUGGGUGGAAGACCCCUUCCGCGCGAACCGCCCAUGCCCGCCAAUAUCUGGCCGACGCCAAGUGGAAAGCAGCAAGUCAGCCAAGUUAGCUGGGUCUCGGCGCUGUAGGGAUGGUCCUAUCAAAAGUCACCUUGCUGAGUUCUGGAUACAUCGGCCGGAUGGAACCCUCAACCUCCCCCAUUUGCGACACGAUCAUUCCCAUAACCCUCCCUUGAGCGCAACUACAUGCGAUUCCAAUAUUUCAGAUUAUAUCGGUAGUGGUACCAGUAGCCCUGGAGUGAGCCCCGGGCUCGACCAGCGCCUGGCCGAAUUUGAUGCAUUGCGAUCCGCCGACGACGACUACUUCAAACACGAUUACGACGACGAAGACGACAAAAUGGACAGCCAACGUCCCCCCCUCCUCCGAAACCACAACUCCCGCUCCGGCCAACCUCUUCUGAACGCAAAGGACGACGAAGAUGAUGACCACCGCGGCAGGAGCUAUUCUACACGCUCACGAGGAGCCAGCCCCUUGCUGACCCCGAGUCGACCGGCCUUCUCUCGAGGUUCGACUAUGCGAGCCCACUCUCCCUCGACAAUCACAGCGAAUGCUCGAAGGAAGUACAUCAUCGCGGCCUUCGUCCUCCUUAUCAGUCUGGUCUCCUUUGUCAUCCAGACCGAACUGUCGGCCUACAUCCAACAGGAGCUGCACUGGGACAAGGCCUACUGCAUGCUCUACCUCACCCAUGGCUCCUGGGUGAUGCUCUGGCCUGUCCAGCUGCUGUUCCUGCGAAUCAAUAAGCGCAAAGUCGCGUGGUCAUCCUUCUGGCGAAGACACACCGAGCUGCUUCAUACGACCGCCAUCAUGGUCCAGAGACAGGACCUCGACUAUGCGCGACCCAGCCCACAGCCCCGCGUCUCUCCGUGGACCUAUAUUAUCAAGACGACGGCCUUCGUUACGUCUGCUUUGACAGUCGGUGGCUUGAGCUGGUAUGUCGCUGUCAACUUGACGACUCCCUCCGAUUUGACGGCCAUCUACAACUGCUCGGCUUUCUUCGCCUACGUCUUCUCUGUUCCGUUGCUCAAGGAGCCUCUGCGCCUGGACAAGUCUCUUGCUGUUAUCGUGGCCAUUGCUGGUGUCUUGAUCGUCGCAUACGGUGACACUAGCCCCGGCGAGGAUGACGCCGCUCACCAGCAGGCGGCCGGGAACCGUGUCACCGGCAACCUGAUCAUCGGUAUUGGGUCUGUCCUCUACGGCCUCUACGAGGUGCUUUACAAGCGAUAUGCUUGCCCACCUGAAGGCUGUAGCCCUAACCGCGGCAUGAUCUUCGCCAACACGUUCGGAUCAUGUAUCGGUCUCUUCACGCUUACGGUGCUGUGGAUUCCGCUUCCCAUUCUGCACUGGACCGGCAUCGAGAAGUUUGACCUACCAACGGGAUACACGGCUUGGAUGCUUUUCUGCAGUGUUGUCAUGAAUGCAACGUUUGCCGGCAGCUUCCUCGUCUUGAUCAGUCUGACGAGCCCUGUCUUGUCCAGUGUCGCCAGCCUCUUGACAAUCUUCAUCGUUGCCAUUACAGACUGGCUGCGCACUGGCGAGCCUCUCAGUGCUGCAGCUCUCAUCGGCGGUUUCAUGAUAAUGAUCGCAUUCGGCAUGUUGAGCUGGAGUACAUGGCGAGAGAUGACCGAGGCCGAAGCGCACAAGGCAGUCGACCUCACCGAUAGCGGCGAUGAUAGUGAAAGGGAGCGUGAGGACUAG